Molecule: messenger RNA, 2859 nt
Organism: Elephantulus edwardii (Cape elephant shrew)
Lineage: Eukaryota; Metazoa; Chordata; Mammalia; Macroscelidea; Macroscelididae
Gene: ENPEP
Product: glutamyl aminopeptidase (aminopeptidase A)
Exons: 20
Coding region: 1-2859 (952 amino acids)
Biological process (GO): peptide catabolic process; proteolysis
Cellular component (GO): cytoplasm
Molecular function (GO): peptide binding; zinc ion binding; metalloaminopeptidase activity
Source: RefSeq, a predicted model, not a curated record
AUGAACUUUGAGGAAGAAGAAAAUCCUAAGAGAUACUGCAUUAGAGGCAAACAUGUGGCUAUUAUUUGCGCAGUGGUUGUGGGAGUGGGAUUAAUAGUGGGACUUUCUGUGGGCUUGACCAGGUCUUCUUGUGACUCCAGCGGAGACGGAGACGGAGCGCAGGGCACGACUCAGGCUCCCACCACUUCAGCUCUUCCUCCGCAGGACCAGGGACCCUGCCCGGCCAGUGAUGAUGAAAACGGACCGUGGAAAGAAUUCAGGUUGCCAGACCACAUCAAACCUGUGCACUACGACCUGGAGAUGAGGCCUGUGAUGGAGGAGGACAGGUACACGGGCACGGUGUCCAUCUCCAUCAACGUGAGUCUGCCUACCCAAUACCUGUGGCUGCAUCUCCGGGAGACGAGAAUCACCCAGCUCCCGGUGCUGAAGAAGCCCACCGGGGAGCAAGUACCAGUCAGGAGGUGUUUCGAGUACAAAAAGCAGGAGUAUGUGGUGGUGGAGGCGGCAGAAGAACUCUCAGCCAACACUGGCGCUAGUACCUACCUCUUAACUUUGGAGUUCGCGGGCUGGCUGAACGGCUCCCUCGUGGGAUUUUACAGGACGACCUACGUGGAGAAAGGAGUAAUCAAGAGCAUAGCAGCCACUGAUCAUGAACCAACAGAUGCCAGGAAAUCCUUCCCUUGUUUCGAUGAACCCAAUAAAAAGGCAACUUAUAACAUAUCUAUAAUCCACUCCAAAGAUUAUAGUGCACUUUCAAAUAUGCCAGUGGAGAAAACAGAAUCCAUAGAUGACAAAUGGAAUCGAACUACAUUCCAGAAAUCUGUUCCCAUGAGCACUUACCUUGUAUGCUUUGCUGUCCAUCAAUUUGUGGCUAUAGAGAAAACAUCAAAGAGCGGAAAACCUCUCACCAUUUAUGUCCAGCCAGAGCAAAGGCACACAGCUGAGUAUGCUUCAGCCAUAACGAAAAGUGUGUUUGAUUAUUUUGAAGAAUACUUUGCAAUGGAAUACUCUCUUCCUAAAUUAGAUAAAAUCGCUAUUCCAGAUUUUGGCACUGGUGCUAUGGAGAACUGGGGCCUCAUCACUUACAGGGAGACCAAUCUGCUUUACGACCCCCAAGAGUCAGCUUCAUCAAACCAACAGAGAGUGGCCAGUGUGAUCGCCCAUGAACUUGUGCAUCAGUGGUUUGGAAAUAUUGUAACCAUGGACUGGUGGGAAGACUUGUGGCUAAAUGAAGGAUUUGCUUCCUUCUUCGAGUACGUGGGAGUAGACCACGCACAAGAAGACUGGCAAAUGCUGGAUCAGAUGCUACUUGAAGAUGUGCUACCUGUUCAAGAAGAUGAUUCUUUGAUGUCUUCACAUCCAAUUGUUGUCACUGUGAACACCCCUGCUGAAAUAACAUCCGUGUUCGAUGGAAUAUCCUAUAGCAAGGGAGCAUCCAUUCUUCGAAUGCUGGAAGAUUGGAUAACGCCAGAGAAAUUUCAAAGGGGAUGCCAGAUAUAUCUGCAGGAACAUAAAUUCAAGAAUGCCAAAACAUCAGAUUUUUGGGAUGCACUGGAAAAGGCAAGUGGUAUGCCUGUGAAAGACGUAAUGGACACCUGGACUAGACAGAUGGGUUACCCUGUCCUUAAUGUGAAAGAUAUGAAGAAUAUCACACAGAAACGUUUUCUCUUGGAUUCUAAAGCCGAUCCAUCCCAGCCACCUUCAGAUCUUGGUUACACAUGGAAUAUUCCAAUUAAAUGGAUUGAAGAUAAUCGAACAAGUAUGACACUUUAUAAUAGGUCAGAAAAAGGAGGAAUAAUUUUGAACUCUUCUGAUCCUACUGGAAACGCUUUCCUCAAAAUAAACCCAGAUCAUAUUGGGUUUUAUCGUGUAAAUUAUGAAGAAUCAACUUGGAACUACAUAGCUGAAAAUCUCUCCUCUAACCACAUGAGCUUUUCUUCUGCUGAUCGUGCAAGUCUUAUUGAUGAUGCCUUUGCCUUGGCAAGAGCUCAACUUCUUAGUUAUGGCGUGCCUCUAAACUUGACCAGGUAUCUCCAUGAGGAAAGAGAUUUCUCACCAUGGCAGAGAGUCAUUUCAGCGGUAACAUAUAUCAUAAGUAUGUUUGAAGAUGAUGAAGAGAUAUAUCCUAUGAUUCAGAAAUAUCUACUACGUCAAGUGAAGCCUAUUGCUGAUAUUCUGGGAUGGAAUGAUAGUGGAACUCACAUAACAAAGUUACUCCGUACGUCUGUUCUAGGACUCGCGUGCAAGAUGGGAGACAGAGAUGCUUUGAACAAUGCUUCCCAAUUAUUUGAGGAAUGGCUAAAAGGAAACGUAAGUCUUCCUGUAAAUCUUAGACUUCUAGUAUAUCGGUAUGGAAUGCAAAAUUCAGGCAAUGAGACCUCAUGGAAUUACACUCUUCAGAGAUAUGAGGCGACAUCACUGGCUCAAGAAAAGGAAAAACUGCUCUAUGGAUUAGCAUCAGUGAAGAAUGUUACUCUUUUGUCAAGGUAUUUGGAUUUGCUCAAGAACUCAACUCUUAUUAAAAGUCAGGAUGUGUUUACAGUCAUCCGAUAUAUAUCAUAUAACAGUUAUGGGAAGACCAUGGCCUGGAAUUGGAUACAACUCAACUGGGAAUAUCUAGUCAACAGAUAUACCCUCAAUGACAGGAACCUUGGCCGAAUCGUCACAAUAGCAGAGCCUUUCAACACUGAACUACAGCUCUGGCAGAUAAAGAGCUUUUUUGACCGGUUCCCAGAAGCUGGAGCAGGACAAACACCCAGGGAGCAAGUGCUGGAAACAGUGAAGAACAAUAUUGAGUGGCUAAGACAAAAUAGAGACACCAUUAGAGCAUGGUUUUUGGAUGUAACUCAGAAUGGCUAG